This is a messenger RNA of Drepanopeziza brunnea f. sp. 'multigermtubi' MB_m1, 1179 nucleotides long. The record is from RefSeq and is a predicted model, not a curated record. Lineage: Eukaryota; Fungi; Ascomycota; Leotiomycetes; Helotiales; Drepanopezizaceae.
AUGCGCGUCACUCGUACAAAGACCGGUAAACUACCGACCAAAGUCGCCCGCGAUGAUGUCGUCUCCGACUAUGAGUCUCCUCCCCCCAGCCCAAUGAGCGCCGCCUCCGCUACAGCUAUCGAACCCACACCCGAGCUUCUCCAACCUGAACCCAUUGUCCCCAUGGAGUCUGCGCCAGUCUUCCAGACCAUCAAGUCCAACAACAAGAUCGAGAGUGGUCUGGCCAUCGUCCGCGAUCUCGGCGGUGGAAGAUACGAGAUUAUCAGCCUGAAGAACGUUGAUUCAGAGGCAUUCUCGUCGAAGGAGACCGGUGUUCUAAUCAAGGCGGAUGAUGCGAGACAUGCUGCUAUCAAGCUGGGCAAGGAUGAUUGGGAGGCUGCGGCGUUCAAAUGUGCUAUGGCUAUUGGUAGCGCUGAUAAGACUAUCUUUCGAUUUCGCAAGUUGCCGAUUGAACUUCGCUACCGCAUCUAUGAUUUCGCUAUUGCUGGAUACAAGGUCCUCCGACGUUCCUGGAAUGGCGAACAAGCUGCGAAAACCGUGGGAUUCAACCUUAUGAUUGCCAGCAAAGAGAUUUAUGAGGAGACUAAGCCGUUCUUCUAUAAGAACAACUUCCGGAUCGGCCAAGAAAGCAAGCUAUGCUCAUCAAUUCCUGUCAUAUGCCGUGAUUCCCUGAAGGAGGUUACGUUCGAAUGGUUUGGAUGGGGACGCAAGGAUAGGACUUCCUGGGAUAUCAUCAUGCUUUGCCUCCCGAAUGUCAAGAUCCUCAAUCUACGUAUUACGCACUGGGCUAUCAGCCACCAGUGGCCUAAUACACUCGGCCAGCAGGAUAUGCAGGUCAAGAAGUUCGUCCAAACCAACCUCUUUGAACAAGCAGUUGCUGACUCCUCGUGCCUUACAGAGGGAUUUUCGGAGAUCACUGGUGUGCGGGGCCUUGAUACUGUCCGAGUGAUAAACGAGGGUCCUCGUAAAGCUCCAGCACACGACCUGUCCCAAGAUGAGCUGAAGGCUUUUCAGGAUUAUUUGACUGAGAAGUUGACGAUGCCUAAAUACGUUCCACCCCCGCCACCUCCUGCCCCAUUCAAGCAGGCUGCCAAAGUCACCAGAAAGACUGCGGCACUUUUGAAGGUCAAGAAAUCGAAGCGAAAAAACUGGGAGGACGAUUCCGACUAUGAGGGCUAG